Messenger RNA from Carica papaya (papaya), 813 nucleotides. Its product is annotated as Putative BCR, YbaB family COG0718. The record is from RefSeq and is a predicted model, not a curated record. Gene Ontology annotation, molecular function: DNA binding. NCBI's taxonomy places the organism in Eukaryota, Viridiplantae, Streptophyta, Magnoliopsida, Brassicales, Caricaceae.
AGGAAAAAAAAAAAAAAGUGAAGAAAAUUAUCUCGCUUAAAAAUCAGUGGAGGGCAAUCCCAAAUUUGUCUUUCGAGGUUGAAGAAGAGUGGGAGGCGAUCCAUGGCAUCGACGAGUGCGGUCACUGCUAAGAUUUCACACGACUGGAAGCAGCUUGCCCUCGGCAAGCCAAAUUUAAAUAUGAAUCUUGCUGGUAAACAGAACUUGUCUUGGCCGAGUCAACGGCAAAAUUCUGGAAACAAUAAUAGAUCUCUCCGUGUGUAUGGAUUAUUUGGAGGAAAGAAGGAUAACGAGAAGAGUGAUGACACACCUUCGAAGGCAGGAAUCCUUGGCAACAUGCAAAACUUGUAUGAAACUGUGAAGAAGGCACAAAUGGUUGUCCAAGUCGAGGCAGUACGGGUGCAGAAAGAGCUUGCUGCAGCAGAAUUUGAUGGUUAUUGUGAAGGUGAGCUUGUAAAGGUAACCUUGUCAGGGAACCAGCAACCUGUCCGGACAGAUAUCACUGAGGCAGCAAUGGAAUUAGGCGCCGAAAAACUUUCCCUUUUAGUCACCGAAGCAUACAAGGAUGCGCACCAGAAGAGUGUCCAGGCCAUGAAGGAAAGGAUGAGCGAUCUUGCUCAGAGCUUGGGCAUGCCACAAGGCCUUAGUGAGGGAUUAAAAUAAGGAAAAUUUUGUUUUCCAUGCAUUGGUAGAUGAGUUUCAAUUUUGUAUAUUAAGCAGGCCAAAUGCCAAUUUGUACUACAUAUUGAUUUUACUUUACUUGUUUUACUAUUAAUUUGAAUUACAAGUUCAAAAAGGUAUUCAGAACCUGUU